Benincasa hispida (wax gourd) is the source of this 969-nucleotide messenger RNA. Lineage: Eukaryota; Viridiplantae; Streptophyta; Magnoliopsida; Cucurbitales; Cucurbitaceae. The record is from RefSeq and is a predicted model, not a curated record.
UAAACAAGAAUUAUAUUCAAAACACUGCCAAGUCUUCCAACAAUACUGUUUUUUCUUUCCUUAUUUUCUUCUUCUGUGCCAUGGCAGAGGCUGGAAAUGAAGCCAUGGGAGACGAUACGCCGACACCAACCCCGACUCCGACGCCGACUUUGAGCUCAUCAUCAGAGGCUGCGAGUAGACACGUAGUCGUCGUCAUGGAUGGAAUGGAAGAGUUCACCACGGAGCCACUCAAGUGGGCGUUGGAUAAUGUUAUUAAGCCUGGUUGCGUCGUUACUCUCAUCGGUGCAAUGCCGUGGCUCAAUAUUCCUCUUUCAUCCAAAACAUGGUUGGAUAUUUGGCCAAUAAAUUUGGAGGAGAUGUCCUUUGAGAGAGGGGAAAGGGAGUACCUUAGUGAAGCCAAGUAUGCUAAACUUGAAGCUGUGAUAUCACUCUGUAGAAAAUAUGGGGUAUUUAUUUUAUUUUAUUUUUGGUUAUUAUUUUCAAAGCAUAUUUUAUCAUUGAAUUUGUAUUAUUACUUUUCUUUUCAGGUUGUGCCACAAAAAAAAGUUAUAAUGGGUCAUCCACUUAGAUUGCUUAUUGUUGAGCAAAUCUCCAGCCUUCAUGCAACAUGGGUUGUAUUUGAUAAGCAUCAAAGAAGUAACAGAGCAUUUUAUGCCAAGAAAAUUAAAUCAAAUAUGGUGAUGCUGAAAGAGGAUGGAGGGGUUGAUAUGAUCAAUAGGGAGCCUGAAUUUCCUACUGAUUCCACUUUGGAUUCCAAACAAUCUUACUAUUCAUUAAAUAGUUAAAAUAGCCCACCCUUUAUCCUACCUUCGAAUGGCAACUCGUGUCUAUUUAGUUUGUAAACUUUGCUUUAUGAUCAUUGAACUAUACUUUAUUUUUCCUGCUUUGCUUUAAACUAUUCUUUUAUUUGGUUCUUACAUUUAACCUUAUUGAUAGAAUAUUAACAUAGUAUGCACAUUAGUUGUCUAG